AUGAUAUGUCUUUCUGAAAAACACUUAUAGAAAAUCACAAUUCAUUAACAUAGACCAUUCAUUUAACUUCCACUAAUAUCGAAAUCUAAUGAAAGGCUAGUAAUCAUUCUUUAAAUAAAAAUUUAAGCGAUUAAGCAAUAAAAUUUAGUUAUCAGAAAGAAAUAACUAGUUAACAAAAAACCAAUCCUCUGAAAAGGAUCUAUAUUGUCUCAAAUUACCUAAAAUACAUUCAAAGACUCCAGAAAAAUUGGACACAAAUUCUAAAUUAGCGUAAUCCCAGGUAUAAUCAUAAAAAAUGUAAAUAAUUACUUAUUUUGAGUCCUUAACAUGACCAAUCAUUCGAUAAUUUAAAAAAAUAUAAUAAAUAAAUUAAAGAUAUUUAAUAACGACAUAAUCGAUUUCUUAACAAAAUAGAGGAGUUAUAUAUGAUUACCAAAUAGCAAUAAUGA
Messenger RNA from Paramecium octaurelia, 449 nucleotides. Lineage: Eukaryota; Ciliophora; Oligohymenophorea; Peniculida; Parameciidae. The record is from the annotation of a GenBank genome assembly.